Fundulus heteroclitus (mummichog) is the source of this 3052-nucleotide messenger RNA. RefSeq lists its product as uncharacterized. Gene Ontology annotation, molecular function: metal ion binding; RNA binding. Bases 218 to 2599 code for a protein of 793 amino acids. The record is from RefSeq and is a predicted model, not a curated record. Gene Ontology annotation, biological process: negative regulation of DNA-templated transcription. Lineage: Eukaryota; Metazoa; Chordata; Actinopteri; Cyprinodontiformes; Fundulidae. Gene Ontology annotation, cellular component: nucleus. The transcript is spliced from 10 exons.
CGAGUAUCACAACUGAUAUAAAGAAGAAAACAUCCGCGCAGGGAUGUCAUGCGCUGUCUCUGCGCUGGUUUUACGUUUGUUUGUGGUUUAUAAAAGCAGUGCACAGGUGAUGAAUGCUUACAUGUCGACCAGGACCAACCAUUGUGCCUGAUGGUGGCCUGACAGCAUUCCGCUCCUGCUCUUCCGGGAAGUUUAUCUUCACACACGUGGAGAGAAAAUGGCUUUUACAAACUUGUUCUCUGGACUGUCAGCUAUGGGUGAAGGCGCGAGGAGCGCCAGCGGGUCUUACGCCACGUCCAGCAACAGACUGGAGAGCGAUCCGAGAGGCAAGAGGAAGACGCAGGGAGAGCAGCGCGGCUCCUCCAACAAGAGACGUAAUCAGUUCCAGACAAAAGACGGCUUCACCUCCGGGAGCAAACCCUGUCGGAAGCAGGGCGCUGGGAACAUGCACUCCUCUAUGGGCCAGAAGUCCAACUCCCGCUACGACAGCAGGCAGAGCGGCCGCGGUCAGAACCAUCGAGCUGCAGACAACCGUAAUGUGAGGAAGGAGCUGCAUCAGAGCAGCAAGAAGAAGAAAAAUUAUCAACAGCAGGAGAGACCGGUAUUCAUGACUCAGGAGUUUAAGGACCAGAACGGCUUGUUGGUGGACGGCCGUCUACUGUGUCGACAUUACCUCUUUGGAAAGUGCAUUAAGGAGGAAAAUUGCCAGCUGGAGCACGUUCAAGGUUACAACGGCAUCUUGAAAAAAGCCUGCAAGUUUUACGUCCAAGGAUUCUGCAUGAAAGGGGAGCGCUGCCCGUACAUGCAUCGGUCGUUUCCGUGCAAGUUUUUCCACACGAAGGGGAAAUGUUUGCAAGAAGGGAACUGCAGGUUCUCCCAUGAGCCGCUUAACGACGUCACUGAAAAACUGUUGGAGGAGGUGUUGAAACAGGAAGAAUGCCUUCUUGAGCUUGCAGAGAAAAAUAAAGAGGAGUCGUCGGAACAGCAGGCAAGCGCAGAGGAGACCAAACCUGCAGAGGAAAACCAGAACCCUGAUUUUCUCACCCAACCUCUCAGGCCCCGCUUUUACAACAGCACAGAUCCUGAGAAGGAAGCCCAUGAGAAUCCGGAUGUAUUAGACGGCGACCAACCUCAAAGCUCUUCGUUAAACACUCAGAACCACCCGGAGCCGGUUUGUUACUCUGUGGAGGCUUUGCUUGGACCUCAGCUGCCCCGAACCUUCUCCAGUUUCUCUAAAGCUCCUGUAGGUCAGGAUUCUCCGUCUGUCCCUGACCCUCGCCCUGCUUCUGACGUCGCUUACACAAACCAGAGCCACGUCCCCUACUCUGUUGAGGCUGUCCUCAGCUCCUAUAGGUCAGCAGACAUUUCCUCUAGUGGCCAAACGUCUGAUCCGCCGAGUGAACGGACCGUAUUUUAUGCACCGCUAGUUAUUUCUGAGGGAAUCAAAGCGCCUCCGUUUAGAAAAGAGAAGCCUCCUCCGAAUCUCAGCCUUGUAGAGAAGGGAUCUCAAGAACCGGUGCCAAAGAGCUUCUCGUCCCGUGAAGUAAAAAACGGCCUCUUCUCUGACUCUGCAGCUGUUCUUUGCCAUCCAUCUGAGGAGGAGUCGGAGGGGCGGAAAACUUGCACCAAACAAGAGUCGGCGUAUCUUCCAGAGAAGUCUGCGUCUUCCAGAAGUAGAGAAGCCAAGCAUUCGCUCCCAGGAAUUAAACGCCGUCAGGUCUCUGUAGGAUACGCGGGUCCUCCAAAACAUCCAGCCCAGCUGAAGCCAAAUGUUUCUGAAGGAAGAGUGGCUGUUCCAGUCGAAGCUGGAACUACCUGGGAUAAGAGAGGAGAUCAAGUCCCUGAGGUCCUCCCAAACGGCAAAAAGAAACACCUUAAUGUCCAAGCUGCUACACUAGAACAUCUCUCUUCCAUCGGCUCCCAGAAACCCUGCAGGGAAACGGCCAGUCUGGGGCACCUUCCAGCUGGACUUGAUAAAACCCAGAAAAGACUGUUUAGUUGCCUUUUUGCAGCCCCCCUCACUGACAGUGUCACGGCAGGAUCAGACUCUUUCACUGCAGCCAUGAAACCUCAGGGGUCUGAGGAUGUGCCAGCUCCAUCCUUCUCCUUCUCCAGGCUUUUCGCGUCCCCCCUUAUCAACGAUCCACCGCGCUCAGAGACCCGAGCAGCAGGCGCCGCCGCUGCUCCUCCGUGUAAGCGACAGCCGGCUGAGAAUGCAGCGUCAAACUCCAAACCAAGAGACUCCGACCGGAGGCUCUUCCCAUCCCAGGUUAGAGCUUCUCACUGCAGGCGAACAUCUUGUGAACCCCCGCUGGGCUCCAGCACUGAAAAGGAUGCCAGGAAACAGCCGUCGGCUUCAGCGGGCAGCACUGUGUCCGGCUCUCCCCGUGACCCGUCUUCAAGUCGGACGAAUCGGCGUCCGCCUGAUGUCUCGUCCCCGAGAGUGCUCUCUGGUGUAGACGCUUCAGCGCCUUCAGUCCUGAAGUCCCUGUUUGUGCAGCUGGGUCCGUACCGAGAGGACGCAGAACAACCGGGCCCCGGCCAGAGCACGGCCCAAUCAGAGGAUGAAAGGGAGAGAGGUGUCUCCUUGAAGAGUUGAAGAAAAAGCAGGACGAGCGGAGGAGGAAAUGGUACGGCGUUUACUGUAGUAAACACGGAGCAGCUUAUUGCUUAAAUAAUGUCAAUGUGUUUAAAAAGUUUACAAAGACUGACUUUAUACCAGCUAAGUGUGAUUGAUUUAAUUGCAAAGAGAUUUUUGUUGUUGUUGAUGAGGUGGAAAACAUUGUGCCUCCCUGUGUAGGGUCUCAUUUCCUCCACAGGGGGGCAGUGUUGCUACGUGAAAAGCUGCUGGUUGCCUGGCUAUGGGAUCAUGAAAUAAAUGUGAUAAAUAAAAUUAAAAUAUUUAUUUUGAUAGUCAUCAGCCCCAUCAUUUAAAUUCAGCAUCUGAAAUAUAAACUGGAUGUGUUUUUCGUUAGGUCAAAGUUCUGGUUAAUCGGCAUGAUUUACUAUUCUGUCUGCACCAUCAACUCCAAGUCAAAUUCCUUGAAAGUGC